AUGGGGUCUGAAAACCCCUGCCCACAGAACCCCGGCUGUAAAAUCAUGACUUUUCGUCCAACGCUGGAGGAGUUCCGGGAAUUCGGGAAAUACGUUGCUUACAUUGAAUCCCAGGGUGCCCACAGGGCAGGGCUCGCAAAGGUGAUUCCGCCCAAAGAGUGGAAGCCGCGCAGGAGCUACGACGACAUCGACAACAUGGUCAUCCCUUCCCCCAUCCAGCAGGUCGUGACGGGGCAGUCCGGACUCUUCACCCAGUAUAACAUUCAGAAGAAACCCAUGCUGGUUGGAGACUAUCGGCGCUUGGCCAACAGUGAGAAGUAUUGUACCCCCCGUCAUCAAGAUUUUGAUGACCUGGAACGCAAAUACUGGAAGAAUCUGACCUUUGUUUCUCCUCUGUAUGGAGCCGAUAUUAGCGGUUCUCUGUAUGAUCCGGAUGUGAAAGAGUGGAACAUCAGCAAUCUGAACACCCUACUGGACAUGGUGGAGCAUCAGUGCGGCAUUAUCAUUGAAGGAGUGAACACCCCUUACCUUUAUUUUGGGAUGUGGAAGACCACCUUCGCAUGGCAUACGGAGGACAUGGAUCUCUACAGCAUCAACUACCUGCAUUUUGGAGAGCCCAAAUCUUGGUAUGCCAUUCCGCCAGAACACGGCAAGCGGCUGGAAAGACUGGCAAAAGGGUUUUUUCCUGGGAGCUCCCAAGGCUGCGAUGCCUUCCUCCGUCAUAAGAUGACCCUCAUUUCACCGUCCAUCUUGAAGAAAUAUGGCAUCCCCUUUGACCGGAUCACCCAAGAAGCGGGUGAGUUCAUGAUUACAUUUCCUUACGGCUACCACGCCGGAUUCAACCACGGCUUCAACUGUGCCGAGUCCACCAACUUCGCCACACUGCGGUGGAUUGACUACGGCAAGAUGGCCACCCAGUGCACGUGCCGGAAGGAUACGGUGAAGAUCUCAAUGGAUGUCUUUGUCCGGGUCCUCCAGCCGGACCGUUACGAUCUGUGGAAGGAAGGGAAAGACGUCACGGUCUUGGACCACAUGAAGCCCACGCCUCUCACCAGCCCGGAGCUGGAUGCCUGGAAUCAGAACAAGGCUGCGCUGAAAGCCAAGAUGCUACGCAGGGCAAACAGGAAACGAAGCCAGCCGCGAAGGCACAAGACGCAGGAUCAGAAGUCUCUGGGGGACGUCAUGGCGAUGGAGACCGCCCUGGACGAAGUGAAAAUCAAGGAAGAGCAGCAGAGAAUCCCCAGCUUGGAUGGACAGGAGAAAAGCAAAGAGGGGAGGGGAAGAGAAGGAGAGUGCAAGCCGAAGAACCGCACCCCGAAAGUCAAAGGGGAGAGGAAGAAGAAGCAGCAGCGGCACCCCCUGCUGUCCCAGCCCCCCCAGCUCCCCCUCCAGCACCUCCUGCCUCCGCUGUUGCUGCCGCAGCCUUCUCCCCCCAGGCAAGAAGCUGAGCGGCAGCUGCAGGCCACCCCGGAGGGCCACCGGCUGCAGGCCAAGCCCCCGCGGUCUGCCUCUGCAGCGGCAAGCACCCCGCCCAUGCCGGCCCUGGAAUCCCUGGCCUCUGAGAGCCCCGGAGAGGGGGCGGGGGGCUCCACGGCCCACCCCAGCCUACACAAGCUUUACCUGGUCCAGCGUCCCAGGAAGUCCUCGCAGAAGAAGAGGGUGUCCUGCCAGGAGCUGUUUGAGAAGUUCCUCACGCAGGAGAAGGGCGUGGAUCUCGGCAUCAAAGGCGAGGAGACCGGAGAAGGAGACAGCACCGAGGGGUCCACUGAGCCCAGUAAAUUACAGACCACCUCUACUUUCUCUAAACUGAAGAUGGAGAUCAAGAAGAGCCGCCGCCACCCGCUGGGCAAGCCCCCCACCCGCUCCCCGCUGUCCGUGGUGAAGCAAGAAGCGGCGUCCAGUGACGAGGAAACUCUCCCCUUCUCCGGCGAGGAGGAUGUCGGUGGCCCGGGGCCGCUGAAGUCCUUGCUUUCCCUCCAGUGGAAAAACAAAGCAUUCAGCUUCACGGCGGAGAGGAAGUUCAACGCAGCCGCCGCGCUGAGCGAGCCCUACUGCGCCAUCUGCACCCUCUUCUACCCAUACAACCAGGCAUUGAAGAUGGAAAAAGAGGCCCCGGUUCACUCAGGAGACAGCUCUGCGCCGCAUCCACCAUUGAAGCACGGGGGGCAGAAGACCAAGCCGCUGAUCCCCGAAAUGUGCUUCACCUCGAGUGGCGAGAACACAGAGCCCCUCCCGGCGAACUCCUACAUCGGGGAGGACGGGAGCAGCCUGCUGAUCUCCUGUGCCAAGUGCUGCCUGCAGGUCCACGCCAGUUGCUACGGGAUACGCCCCGACCUAGUCAACGAAGGCUGGACUUGUUCCCGGUGCUCCGCCAACGCCGUGACAGCAGACUGUUGUCUCUGUAAUCUCAGGGGAGGAGCUCUGCAGAGGACCACAGAUGGAAGGUGGGUCCACGUGAUCUGUGCCAUCGCCGUCCCGGAGGCCCGUUUCCUCAACGUCAUCGAGCGCCACCCCGUCGACAUCACUGCCAUUCCUGAUCAGAGGUGGAAACUGAGAUGCGUGUACUGCCGGAAGCGGAUGAAGAAGGUGUCCGGUGCCUGCAUCCAAUGCUCCUACGAGCACUGCUCCACCUCCUUCCACGUCACCUGUGCCCACACAGCCGGAGUGCCCAUCGAACCAGACGACUGGCCCUACGUCGUGUCUAUCACCUGCUUCAAACACAAGGCGGCCAGCCAUGUCAUCCCAUUUUCCCGGGAGGUGUCCCUGGGCCAGACGGUGAUCACGAAGAGCCGGAACACCCUCUACUACCGGUGCAAAGUGAUCGGCAUAACAACACAGACCUUCUACGAGGUGAACUUUGAUGACGGCUCGUACAGCGACAACGUUUUCCCGGAGAGCAUCGUGAGCAAAGACUGCCUCAAGACGGGCCCUCCUGCCGAGGGAGAGGUGGUUCAGCUGCAGUGGGUGGACGGCUCCAUUUACAAGGCGAAAUUCAUUGGUGCCCUGAUCAGCCAGAUCUUCCAGGUGGAGUUUGAAGAUGGUGCCCAGCUGAUGGUCAAACGGGGCGAGAUCUACACCCUGGAGGAGGAGCUGCCCAAGAAAGUAAAGUCACGCUUGUCCCUCAGCACCGGGGCUCCUCAGGAAGACUCGAAGGCCGCCAAGCGCCCUCGGGUGGGCACCGCCAAGAACCCCGAAGACCGCGGACCGAGCCGUGACUACUUUUCCGUCAUGGAGUCCCUGCUCCAAGCGCCGCUUCAGCCGGGAGCGCAAGGCACCCCCAUGUUCUAA
This is a messenger RNA of Euleptes europaea (tarantolino), 3288 nucleotides long. It is a transcript of the gene KDM4B, whose product is annotated as lysine demethylase 4B. The coding region runs from base 1 to 3288 and encodes 1095 amino acids. The record is from RefSeq and is a predicted model, not a curated record. Gene Ontology annotation, biological process: chromatin remodeling. The transcript is spliced from 22 exons. NCBI's taxonomy places the organism in Eukaryota, Metazoa, Chordata, Lepidosauria, Squamata, Sphaerodactylidae. Gene Ontology annotation, cellular component: nucleus. Gene Ontology annotation, molecular function: histone H3K9 demethylase activity.